GAGAGAUAAGUUAAGUUAAGAAUCAAUGGACUACUUAAAAACUAAGACCUAAAAAGGAGUCUGGAUGUCAUACUUUUUUGGGGGUUUUGUAUUUUUUUUCUCUGAACCUUCUAGAAUUUGAUGGGUCAUUUUUAGGUAUAGAAAAAACAGAAAAGCAUCUCAUCAUCCCCCCCUUUUUUUUACACUAAAUAGGACAUCCUAUCCAUUGGAGGACCAUGGAGAAGAAUGGCUCCCCAGAGAGUCCCCCAAAAAGCCAAGAGUGGUAUGCUACCCUCAAGUGUGGGUGGCUAAGAAAACAAGGAGGAUUUUCCAAGACUUGGCACACGUGCUGGUUUGUGCUCAAGGGGGACCAACUCUGCUACUUCAAGGAUAAAGAUGAAACAAAACUAUUGGGUACUAUUUCCCUGAUUGGGAACAAAGUUAUAGAACAUCCCUACAGUGAAGAGAACCCAGGACAGUUCCUUUUUGAAGUACUUCCAGGAAAAGAUCAACAUCAGAUGACAGCAAACUAUGAGACCUACCUCCUUAUGGCUAAUACACAGAAUGACAUGGAAGAAUGGCUAAAGACUAUUCGCAGAGUCAUUUGGGCACCAUUUGGUGGAGGUAUUUUUGGACAGAAACUGGAAGAAACCAUCUGUUUUGAGAAGAGAUAUGGGAACUUCCUGGCCCCCGUGUUAGUAGAACAAUGUGUGGAUUUUAUUCGACAGUGGGGGCUAAAGGAAAAAGGUCUAUUUCGACUUGCAGGCCAGGCUAACCUUGUGAAAGAGUUGCGGGAUGCCUUUGACUAUGGAGAGAAGCCCUCUUUUGACAGUAACACCGAUGUGCACACAGUGGCUUCGCUUCUCCAAUUAUAUCUCCAAGAACUUCCAGAACCAAUCAUUCCUUUUGCUAAGUAUGAAGACUUUCUGUCCUGUGCCAAUUUACUCAUUAAAGAAGAAGAAAUGGGGGUUAAGGAACUAAUGAAGCAGAUGAAAAAUUUGCCAGUGAUUAAUUAUAAUCUCCUCAAGUACAUAUGCAGCUUCUUGAAUGAAGUCCAGACCUACUCAAGUGCUAAUAAAACAAGCAUGCAGAACCUAGCCACUGUCUUUGGUUCUAGUAUCCUGCGUCCCAAAGUAGAAGACCCUAGAACAGAGGGAACUGCUGUAGUCCAACAUUUGUUGUCAGUGAUGAUUGGCAAACACAAGCAACUUUUUCCCAAUGAUUCGCUUCAGACCAAGCACCCAAAGCUCCUGGGCGACAAUAACAAGAAAAUUCAUAGGAAAUCAGUGAUUGACCAACGACAGAAUCAGAGCAAGGACGCAGCAAGCAUAAGGCGCUCUUGGGAGAAGCUGGAGUCCCCUCAGAGAGUUAGCCUAGACAACGGGUCCCUCCUCACGCCGCCAAGGACCAAGGCCAAUAGUCCCCCGAAUAGUGUGCCGAGAUAUGACGUCUCCCGGAGUCCGGCUCUCACAGUUAAAAAAAAUCCCGCCUUUAACAAAGGCAGCGGUAUAGUCACCAAUGGCUCCUUCAGCAGCAGCACCGCCGAGAGUCUUGAGAAAGCUCAGUACUCUUCCCAUGGCAGCUUACAGGCCCGGAGAACUUCGUCCCUCAAAGGGGCAGGAACCAAGAUGGGGACGUGCAGCGUGCAGAACGGAGGGGUCCGCGGGGGCCUUUUGAGCACGGACACUCUCGCAAACCCCCUACGCAGCCCCGGCAUAAACUGGCCGUGCGGCGGCUCGGUGACCCUGAGGGACAGCAAACAGAAAGACCCCGUGGGGGACUUGGACCAGCCCAACAGACUCUCGACCUAUGACAAUGUCCAGCAGCAGUUCUCCUCGGUGAACUCCGAAGACACGUGGUCCGUCUCCUUGGGGGAAAUCUCCUUCUCGGAUAAUUCCACCUCCGGGCCGGACCCCGACUCCGGGGGGGCUAACUGUGAAGAUCCUGUGUUGGAGAGGUCUUCCCUGGACGAGCCCUCCUACCCUGGGAAUUAUGAAAACCAGCCCGAGAAGAGGAGUGUGGGAGAUCACAGGAGCCACGCUUCCAGCAACGGGGACCCCGCUGAAACCAGCACCCCUAAUGCCCUGCACAACCUUGUUUCCAGCCUUAAAGAGGAGAUCAAUAAACAGAAAAUAGAAUAUGAAUCCAGGAUAAAGAGUUUAGAGCAACGGAAUUUGACCUUGGAAAUGGAAAUGAUGACACUCCAUGAGGAACUGGAUCAAGAAAGGAAAAAGUUCACAAUGGCAGAGAUCAAAAUGAGAAAUGCUGAGAGAGCAAAAGAAGAUGCAGAGAAAAGAAAUGAUAUAUUGCAGAAAGAAAUGGAGCAAUUUUUUUCUACAUUUGGGGAACUGACAGUGGAACCCCACAGAACUGAAAGAGACAACACUAUAUGGAUCCAAUGAGCUUUCUCUGUUGUGUUGUGGGUUGGCAUUCUUGGAAAGAAUUGCAAUGGGGAUAUUACACCAUAUUAUAUUCAGGUAACCUAACUGAUAAAAGCAUUCAGCACUAUAAAUCCUGGAAAGAGAAAAAAAUACAGUAUUUUAAAUCAUCUGUCUUUCAAAGUAAACUAAUCAAAACUGGGCUAAACUCCUGAAUGCUAUCAUCAACUAUUAAAAUCUGAUACAUAUAGUUGUUUCUUUUAAAAGUCAACUAGAAUUGAAAGCUGUAUUUAAACUGGCAAACCAACUGAAUUUUCUAUCAAGCUUUCUUACAAUGCACUACUUUUGGAAUUAUGUUUCAUUGAUUUAUUUUGCAGCUCAGAAGUUUUUGUUAUUUGUUUUGCUAGGAAAUAAAGAUGAGAAUACUAUAUUUGUGCCUUUUCAUACACAUGUAAAGUGAUUAAAAGAGAUAACUUGUGGUUGUACAAUUUGACCAUGAACAAAAAAUUGUGUAAAUAAUUUAAUAAAAUAUAAUCUGUAUGAAAAACCUUGGGGUUAUCUAAAUGUUUUAAUCAAUUUAAAAAAAAAUUAACAAAAUUUUACCAACUCAUCCUCUAUGGAAAAAGAUAAGGAAAUAAAAAGAUUUAGAAGAAAGAAAAAUAAGUUCUCACAUUGGCCAUGACCAAAAAUUAUAUGCCUCAAUUUGCCUUCUGAUUCCUUCACUUCUCUUUUAACUGAUAAGUAACAUUUUUCAUCAUGAGUCUUCUGGAAUUAUUGUUAGUUGCAUCCAUCAGAGUUCUCACACCUUUCAAAGGUGUUUGCCUUUAUAAUGUUGUUGUUAUUGUAAUAAAUUUUUUCUUGGUUCUAUUAA
Molecule: messenger RNA, 3228 nt
Organism: Antechinus flavipes (yellow-footed antechinus)
Lineage: Eukaryota; Metazoa; Chordata; Mammalia; Dasyuromorphia; Dasyuridae
Gene: ARHGAP24
Product: Rho GTPase activating protein 24
Exons: 9
Coding region: 216-2381 (721 amino acids)
Biological process (GO): signal transduction; negative regulation of ruffle assembly; activation of GTPase activity
Cellular component (GO): focal adhesion
Molecular function (GO): GTPase activator activity
Source: RefSeq, a predicted model, not a curated record